Molecule: messenger RNA, 2640 nt
Organism: Ascoidea rubescens DSM 1968
Lineage: Eukaryota; Fungi; Ascomycota; Saccharomycetes; Ascoideales; Ascoideaceae
Gene: STE7
Product: mitogen-activated protein kinase kinase STE7
Exons: 1
Coding region: 369-2558 (729 amino acids)
Biological process (GO): protein phosphorylation
Molecular function (GO): protein kinase activity; ATP binding
Source: RefSeq, a predicted model, not a curated record
UUUCAGUUGUGUUUUUUCUGUGCUGUUUCUGCUUCCUCUGCUUCUUCUGCUGCUUCCUCCUUUGCUUCCUCCUCUGCUGUUUUUCCUCCAAUUGCUACUGUGUGCUGUUCCUUCACUCUGGUGUCUGCGCUUCCAAACACGUUUCAAAUUGCCCUUCUCCUUCCUUUUCCCACUGCAAGUCUUUUUGCUUGAACCACUUCCAUUCUCUGCUGCGUUUUACUCAUAAAGAUAGUCUUUAUCUCUCCAGCAACUAUUGCCAUUCUCAUUCUCAUUCUCACACUCUUAAUCACUUUUCUGAUCUUUGUUGAAUUGUUUGCAAACUCAUACAACUUUACACAUUCUCCUCCUUGCUUUUAUUUUUGUCGAACAUGCAAUCUGAACCUCAUCAAAAUCUACAUCAAAACCAAAGUCAGAAUCAAAGUCAGAAUCAACGUAUAAUUCAUAACAAUUAUAAUUCUAAUCCUAAUCUUAAUAUUAAUUCUAAUCUCAAUCCCAAUCUCACUCAUAAUCCUAACAGGAAUAUCCAUCAAUACCAUAGUCCUAAUUUAAGACAAAGUCAAAAUCAAAGCCAAUAUAACAAUAUCACCACCACCACCACCACCAACAACAACAACAACAACAAUAAUAAUAAUAAUAAUAAUAAUCUCAGCAACAAUACAAAUAAUAUUAACAACAUUAAUAAUGCUACUAGUGAUCCUUAUUCGAGAUUUAAACCAAGAUCUCUUAAAAAUAAUCUAAGCAGAAUAAACAAACCACUCCCUCCUUUAAACUUAUCUUUAAAUUCAAACAAUCCAAAUAAUCCAAAUAAUCCAAAUAAUCCAAAUAAUCCAAAUAAUCCAAACAAUUCUAAUAAUUCCAUUAACUCAAAUCAUAUUCUUCUUCGUAAGAAUCAUCUAAAUAAUAUACAAAAUGAGAGAACAAAUAACAAUAUUAUUAAUACCAGUAGAAACCCUCAAAAAUUAAAAUUGAAUCUAAACCUAAAUUUAAAUCAAAUUAAUUCUCCUUCAAGCUCAAAUUCAACUCCAAUCUCAACUUCAACUCCCUCGAUAAAUAACUUUAAUAACGAUAAUAUCAACAAUAAUAACAAUAAUAACAGCAAUAACAGCAAUAACAUUUUACCAAUAAAAUCCCUUAAAAGAAAAAACAUGAAAAAAUUAACUUUGCUGUCAAAUAAUGAUUCCCCAACAACUUCAUCUCCAAAAUUAUCUUUAGCCCUUAAAAAUUCAACUAACAUCUCUACCACAAAUAAUAACAUUACUUCUCAAGUUAUACAGAAAUUUGAUGAUUUAUCCCUAUCAACAACUAACUCAAGAAAUAUCCCAAGAACUACAAAGACAACAAUACUAUUCACAAAUAACAAUAAUAGUAACAAUAAUAACAAUAAUAGAAAUCAUAAUAAUUACAACCAAAAUUAUGAUAACAGCCACAAUCAAAUCGAUUCCCAAAAUGACGAUUCAGGCUUCCAAUUUAAUAACUUAAAUAACUCAGAUUUUGUCGUUCUUAAAAAUUUGGGCUCCGGAAAUUCUGGAACUGUUUUAAAAGUCCUACAUGUCCCAACUCAAAAGACAAUGGCUAAAAAAUCAAUUUAUAUUGAGGAUAAACCUGCUGUAAAAUUGCAAAUCCGUCGAGAAUUGAAAAUUAUGAGCGAAUGUAACUCAAACUUCAUCAUCCAAUUUUAUGGCUCCUUCUUAAAUGAAGGUAGCGUAAUUAUUUGCAUGGAAAAUAUGGACAUUGGUUCUUUAGACAACGUCUUAAAAAUUAAUGGCCCAUUUCCAGAGUAUAUUAUAUCUCAUGUUGCUAAUUCUGUUUGUUCAGGUUUGACCUAUUUAUACGAAAACCAUAAAAUCAUUCACAGAGAUAUUAAACCCUCAAAUGUUCUAUUAAACUCAAAAGGUGAAGUUAAAUUAUGUGAUUUUGGUGUAUCAAGAGAAUUGAUUAAUUCAAUUGCAGACACUUUUGUUGGAACUUCAACUUACAUGUCUCCAGAAAGAAUUCAAGGUGGUAAAUACUCUGUUAAGGGCGACAUUUGGUCUCUUGGUUUAAUGCUAGUUGAAUUAGCAAAUGGCUUUUUCCCUUUUGGUGAUAAUAAAAAUGUUGCCCCAGAAGGUAUAUUAGAUUUAUUACAAAGAAUUGUUAAUGAACCUCCUCCAAGUUUAAAGAAUUUUAAUAAAUUCUUCUUUGAUAAACAUCCAGAAUUUCAAUCUCCAAAAUUUCAUAAAAAACUAUUUCCAUCUCAAUUAGAUUAUAUUGAAGAUCCUCCUUUAACUUCCCGUUCAAAUAAUUCUCCUUUAUUACCUGACGCUAACUCAAAAUUAACUAAACAAACUUCAGAUUUCCCUUAUUCAAAUGAGUUUUGUGAAUUGAUUGAUUUAUGUUUAAUUAAAGACGAACAAAGAAGAAGGAGUCCACAAGAUUUACUUAAACAUAGUUUUGUCACAAACUAUAGAGACAGCUUAAAUCAAAAGGAUGCUAAAUUAUUGAAAAAAGAUAUAAAAAGCUGGUGCAAAAGAGUUAAAAAGGUUGCAAAACCAAAAAAUCUUACUAGUGCUACUGAAUAAUUAUUUGGCUGUUUUUCAAUAAAUUUAUCUUUUAUUUUUAUUAUUUUUAAAGUCUCAUAUUCUGCUAAACAUCAACCUAAGA